Molecule: messenger RNA, 1212 nt
Organism: Dufourea novaeangliae
Lineage: Eukaryota; Metazoa; Arthropoda; Insecta; Hymenoptera; Halictidae
Product: UDP-glucuronosyltransferase 3A2-like
Exons: 4
Coding region: 1-1059 (352 amino acids)
Molecular function (GO): UDP-glycosyltransferase activity
Source: RefSeq, a predicted model, not a curated record
AUGUCGCGGCUAUAUAUCAGUGUUAUUAUUAUUGCAUUUUCAUCAAUCGCGGCUGGCUCUAGAAUCCUUGGGAUCUUUCCAUAUCCAGCUUACAGCCAUCAGGUGGUCUUCAGAGCGUACACGUUAGAACUCUUGAAACGUGGCCAUGAGCUGGUCGUUUUUACAACUUACCCGAUGAAAGAUUCGAAGUUGGCCAAUUACACGGAGGUCGACCUUAGUGCCAUAAAAAACGAGUGGAAGAACAGAAUAGAUUUCUUCCAAUUAGGGAAACAGGAAAAUGCGUGGUCAUUUGUGCGACUUGUGAUGCAUUUUGGGGAAGUGAUCAGCGAAUCGGUGCUCUCUCAUCCAGCAAUGCAAGAAAUUAUAGCCACAAACAGUACGCAGAAAUUUGACGUGAUCCUGAUGCAACAUCUGUUUUACGAUGCUCUAUAUGCACUAUCGAUUCAUCUUAACAUACCGAUGGUCGGUAUAUCGUCGCUUGAACUGUUGACUCUUCAUCGCCUUCACUUUGGAAACGAAAUAAUAAUGUCAUACGGACGAAGUGCACUAACUGGGAACCUAAUUGACAAUUUAUGGGAUCGAAUGUACGAAGCGUACUGUUCCUUGCGUAUCAUGUACAUGUAUAAGUACCUGAACCUACCAAUACAAGAGAAAGUUUUACGAAAACAUUUCGGCGAUAGUAUGCCUCCCAUUGAAAAACUUUCGAAUCAAAUGGAGAUAUUGUUAGUUAGUAGUCAUCCGUACUUUAGUGAACCUCAUUCACAUGUUCCGGCUAUCAUAUACAUCGGUAGAUGUCGUUUCGUAGAACUUUCCGGGAAUACAACUAUGUCUGAGGACCUCAAGGAGAUCCUGGACAAAGCAACGUCAGGUUUCAUAUACUUUAGUAUGGGUUCUAACGUAAAAAUUAGUCAAUUGCCAAUGAAAGUGAGAAACGCGAUAUUGGCAAGCUUCGCAGAACUACCCUACACAGUCAUCUGGAAAUCUGAGAUUGCUGUAGAUAACAAACCUAAUAACGUGAUCAUUAGGAAUUGGUUGCCUCAACAGGAAAUACUCGGUUAAUAUUUUAACCAAUAUUCGCGAAAUAUCAAGGAAUUAUAGCAGAACGCCAAUUACUCUGUUCAACAAAUUUAAAAUUUUUCCUACUUCAUAACCGUGAAUGGGUGUUCCUGAUAGAUCUUUAUGAACUGAAUACAAAUCUGCAAAUCGUUUUCU